AUGGAGCGAAAAAGAUAUUUCCGGCUGGUUGAUGGAGCGCGUCGCCCUCAACCUGAGCUUGGGGAUGUACCAGUGCGAUACGUUCGUGUUCGUGACGGCACUGACGCCGGGGACUUUUGCGAGACGGUGCUGGCACGCUGCACAGACUCGCUUCCACCAGGUCUAAUCGACGAGGCAGUCCUCAAAGUGUUCGUGAACAGCGAAGCUGCGGGGCCUCUGAACGCGGACGAUGCACUGAGCGCUUAUGGACUGAACAGAGAAGACCCGCUCGUUGUGGAAGUGCCGAAGGUCUGGUUUCACUUGACGGAUGCCGGUACCCAGCCCCCAUUCGCAAGAACAAGUGCAGCCUCAGUGCCCCUGACUGCAAAUCACACCAUCGAGAAAAGAUCCCGAGUUACAUCGAGUUUUGAGGAUAGAACCCCUUGGUGUGUUGUGGUUCCGUCACUUCCUGCAUUCGUCUUAAAUGAAGAUGGCGUCGCAAUCACUUCGGAUUCGGUCGGAACACGCAGGACCGGCACUAUACCUGCUGGACUCUUUUGGAUCGUCAAACACAGCCGGCCACUUUUCGCGAGGGAAGUGUGGGAAUACAUGAGCCGGCACCGUGACUAUGGCGAGACUCCGGAGGACUGGCUUCAUUACUUGAGCGAUAUGACGAAGUACUUGGCACCGCAUAUCCGAAGCCUCAAAGCCCGCAUUCGGUCUGUCGAGUCUGAGCUUGGACAAGUCAGCAUGUUUCUCGGGUCCACCUGCAGCGUGGACAACAGCUAUGCUAAUCUGGUCGACGGCCACUUUGCAUGCCUUAGCGAGUCGAAACCCUUUGAGCUCGAUUUGGGUAGUGGAGACAUACUGUUUCAAGGCGACAACCAGUGGACAGCUCGCUGUCAGCUCCCGCCGCCGGAGAGGGAUAUAUUGCUGCAUCUGACUCUGAUGGGAGACCACGAUAAGAUAUUCGAUGACUCUGGCGAGGACGAGGAGGGGGACGGGAUGUUGCGGCCACUGAAAUGUUCACUGUACCAUUCGCUGCAAGACAACUUUUUCCGAGGUACAGACCUCCGCGGCAGACUGCUCUACGAAUUGGGCGUGGUGGACAAAAUUGACGCGGAGGUUGAUAUUCCAUCAAACCAUGCCAAGAACACGAGCACGAUCCCGUUUCUGUCGGCGCCUAACACAGAGUGGCCGAGUUCGUUUCUGGAUGCGUGGCGGGGUAGUGGUGCCCAGUUCGCCAACCUGUGUCGUGUUGCUGAUUCUGAGCGGAUUGAUUUUAGAUUCGUCUCAAGUGAAUGCGGGCUUUCUGGCGAGUGCAAGGAUCGCAAGGGCAGUUUAGACGUGCGAACUCUCAUAAGUGUUCUUGAUCGUGUUCCGAGUUCUUCUUCGAUCCACUUGGUGGUGGUGAGAAAGUUACACGAUACGUACUUCGGCAACCUUGGCGACCCGGCGGUUCCAUCGAAUGCUUUGGUAAGUGCUAACCUGCAGUACGCCGACUUUUUCCGCAUUUCGAAAGAAGACGGCGAGCUUGUGGAGUUCGUGGAGCUCAUGGCAGCCAAGUCGACGACGAUCAUCUCCGACAAGGAGAAAAGUGAGAAGGGGGGAGGCAAACUCAUUUUGUUUAUUGAGAUCGGGGAUUGGGAUAAGGCAGAGUAG
This is a messenger RNA of Phytophthora sojae, 1641 nucleotides long. RefSeq lists its product as hypothetical. The record is from RefSeq and is a predicted model, not a curated record. The transcript is spliced from 3 exons. The coding region runs from base 1 to 1641 and encodes 546 amino acids. NCBI's taxonomy places the organism in Eukaryota, Oomycota, Peronosporomycetes, Peronosporales, Peronosporaceae.